Messenger RNA from Calypte anna (Anna's hummingbird), 2809 nucleotides. RefSeq names its product platelet derived growth factor D (gene PDGFD). The coding region runs from base 273 to 1454 and encodes 393 amino acids. The transcript has 7 exons. Gene Ontology annotation, biological process: positive regulation of protein autophosphorylation; positive regulation of cell migration; platelet-derived growth factor receptor signaling pathway. Gene Ontology annotation, cellular component: membrane. Lineage: Eukaryota; Metazoa; Chordata; Aves; Apodiformes; Trochilidae. Gene Ontology annotation, molecular function: platelet-derived growth factor receptor binding; growth factor activity. The record is from RefSeq and is a predicted model, not a curated record.
CAGAAAGUUCAGCAUGCAGGAAGUUUGGGGGCAGCUCGGAGAGUAACUGGGCAGCUGUGGCUGCUGUCUGGGGUGGUGGUUUUUUUGUUUUGAGGGGGUUUUGUGCAUUGGUGGGGGUUUUUUCUUUUUUUUGUUUUUUUCUUUUUUUGUGUGUGUGUUGUUUUUUUUUUUUCCCCCUGCAUACAACUCCCCCAACACACAAGCAACACGCUACAAGAGCAACCAAAAAGUUCGGGAAGGAGGAGGGAACCCGAGAGAGGGAAGAACCCUUGAUGAGGAGACCGGGUUUCUUUGCAGAGACACGGUCCGGUUCCCAGCGGAUCCAAAUGCAACUACUCAUCCUCCUCCUCCUCUACGCUGUCGUCUGUGCAAACUUUUGCAGCCGUCAGGGCACCACAGCCCCUGCCCAGGGCGGAUCUAUAAAAGCUUUGCGGUCCUCGAAUAUCAGGCGAGAUGAGAGCAAUCACCUCACAGACUUGUACCGGAAAGAAGAGACCAUCAGCGUGGCAGGGAACGGCUGCAUCCACAGCCCACGCUUCCCCAGCAGUUACCCCAGGAACCUCCUGCUGACAUGGAGACUCCACUCCCCAGAGAACACCAGGAUCCAGCUGGCUUUUGACAAUCAGUUUGGCCUGGAGGAGCCUGAAAAUGAUAUCUGCAGGUAUGACUUUGUGGAAGUGGAAGAUCUAUCAGAGACCAGCACAGUUAUACGAGGACGGUGGUGUGGACACAAGGAAGUACCCCCAAGAAUAACAUCAAGAACAAAUCAAAUAAAGAUAACCUUCAAAUCCGAUGACUACUUUGUGGCUAAACCUGGAUUCAAGAUUUGUUACUCUCUUGUGGAUGAUUUCCAGCAUGCAGCCUCAGAAACCAACUGGGAGUCAGUCACAAGCUCUAUCUCAGGGGUAUCCUAUCCCUCUCCAUCAGUGACUGACCCUACACUUACGGCGGAAGCGCUGGAUCAGACGAUUGCUGCAUUUGACACCGUGGAGGAUCUGCUCAAACACUUUAACCCGGACUCCUGGCAAGAAGAUCUUGAGAAUUUGUACACAGACAGUGGCCACCAUUAUCGAGGCAGGAGCUACCAUGACAGAAAGUCUAAAGUUGACCUGGACAGGUUGAAUGACGAUGUGAAACGUUACAGCUGCACUCCAAGAAACUAUUCUGUCAACCUAAGAGAGGAACUGAGGCUGACAAAUGUGGUUUUCUUCCCCCGCUGCCUCCUUGUCCAGCGCUGUGGGGGAAACUGUGGCUGUGGGACUUCAAACUGGAAAUCCUGCACAUGCAUGUCAGGGAAAACAGUGAAAAAGUAUCAUGAGGUGCUGAAAUUCAUCCCUGAGGCUGGGCAUCCCAGGAGAAAAGGAAGAACCAGGAACAACAUGGCCUUAAUAGAUAUACAGCUGGAUCACCAUGAGCGUUGUGAUUGUGUCUGCAGUUCAAGACCACCCCGAUAAAAAAGAGAUGGAAAAAAAGAAAGAAGAAAUAAAGAAACAGAGAAAGGGAAGAAAAGAAAAUUUAAAAAAAUCAAGAUCCACUGAUUUCAGCUUACUGGGUGUUUACUCUUAAGCAGAAUUUUUCUGAGGACCUUUACUUAUUAAUAAUUUGAAUUUUGCUACUAGCCUGCCUUUGCAAUAAGCAAAAAUGUUUGCUCAGCAUAGCUAUGCUGAUUAGUGCCAUGGCAGCUAAACAGGUAUAUCGCAGUUUUAUGUAUCAGCAUCCAAGAAUAUGGGAUUAUGGUUAUCUUUAGCUAGAUCCUGAGGACUGAGAUUUUUCAGAGCUCACUUAGAGUGAGCUUUGGGCACAGUGCCCACUGCAGUGUAACAGCAGUUGUGUAGGUAUUUUUCAUAGCUGGCAAUCAAAUAGUGUUGUGUUUCUCACUCACCAGUUCCUGUACCUAAGUUCUGCUGCCAUUUCUACGUUUUCAGCCCUCCUAACAGUCAGUAGGGUUCAGUGGGUAUAAAUGAAGAAAGAAUUUGAGCCUAUAUGAGUGUAAAAUGGUUUGUCCUGCUCUGAGAGGGAACUUCCCAGCAUUCCAUGUCAACAGAGUGAGAUACAAGGAGAAAAACCCAUCACUACCUGAAAUAACUCAUUAGUAAAGUAAAAUAUUAUUGAUUUUUCUUGAGCAAAUUGAAUGCUAAAAUGAGUAGAUGUGUUGCAUAAACUGGGACACCGGUGAUGGUCAAGGAGUGUGGGAGCUUAAACUUUUGCCAUGGUUACUCCACAGGAGCCAUCUCCAGGCACUUUUGGAAGAGGGGGCUCCUGCCAGCUCCCCAGACAAAUCCCUGUUGGUUGGGGCUGAUUCUGGUCUCUAAUUACCUAGACUGGCCUCCUGCCCCUUGCCCAGAGCUCCCCACAGUUGCCCAGGAGGAGCUUCCUCUGCAUGAACAGGGAGAGACAGCAUCCCCCUUGGUAUCCUUGCUGCUGUUUGGGGAGUGUCAGGUUCCCUGUGCAGGCAAUGAAGAUAAGGCACUUGUUUGUUGAAAAUAUUGAUUUGUUUUACAGUUUCAUUACUGAGAAACAAAAAUGUGCUUGAGAUUUAAUUAUCACUAUUUGGUUUUGGGCUUGGUGGGUUUUUUGUUUUAAAUAUGGAUUAUUAUAACUUUGUCAUAUAUGCAUUAAUCUUAGUUAUCUGAGGUUAGUUGUCUCAUUUCAGCUCUGUAUUACCAUGGUUAAGCUGUUGACAGUGAAUUUCAUUUGACUGUGUUUUGCUGAAGCAUAUUAACCCAUUAAGCAAUGUCUGUGUGUCAUGGAAAAUGUGCAUCAUUUAUUAACUUCAGAAAAAUAUCAUUGAACAACACCAAGCACUUUA